Molecule: messenger RNA, 838 nt
Organism: Lucilia sericata (common green bottle fly)
Lineage: Eukaryota; Metazoa; Arthropoda; Insecta; Diptera; Calliphoridae
Product: brachyurin-like
Exons: 2
Coding region: 29-838 (269 amino acids)
Biological process (GO): proteolysis
Molecular function (GO): serine-type endopeptidase activity
Source: RefSeq, a predicted model, not a curated record
UUCGACUAAAAUAGACACAUUGGUAAACAUGAAAACUUUUUUAUAUAAAAUUGAAAUUUUGUGCAUCUACUGCUGGUUAUAUUUAUUACAAGCUCAAAAUGCGAAAUCGUCACAUUUACAGAGCGAAUCUAUUGUGUCUGGUUCACGGGCCGCAAUUGGUCAAUUUCCUUGGCAUGUUAUUUUAAGGAGAAAUGUAUAUGAUGAAUUAUUGUGUGGCGGUUCUAUUAUCUCCAAUAGAUGGGUCUUAACAGCUGGUCAUUGUGUUUACGGCCAAAAAUCCAUUUUAUUAGUAUUUGGUGCAACAAAUCUAUAUAAUUCUGAUGUAAAUAUGACCUCAACAACAUUCUAUAUCUAUCCUGGCUAUAACAAAUUGGUCAAUGAUAUUUCACUUAUUGAGUUACCUACGCCUUUAAGUUUUACCUAUAAUAUACAAGCCAUUGUUUUGAUUUCUUCAGAACAUGCUUCAAACGAUUUUGUGGGUGCAGAAAGUAUUAUAACUGGUUUUGGUGCGACUUCUGACACAGCUGAGAAUGUUUCAGAUGUAUUGCUAUGGACUCCUGUGGAAAUUAUUAAUAAUACUGCAUGUGCUGAGAUUUAUCGAAUGCGAAGUAUAGAGGAUACAAUAAUGUGUGGAGUUAGCUAUUAUAAUACCGGUAUAAAUCCCUGUGAUGGUGAUUCUGGUGGUCCUUUAGUUUGGAAGAAUGAAUUUAAAAAUUAUGUACAGAUUGGCGUAACUUCUUUUGCAGCUGAAAACAAGUGUUCGAAAUAUCCAACAGGAUAUACUAAAAUAACUCCCUAUUUAAAUUAUAUUUACAAUAUUACAGGUUUAAGAUUUUAG